Pelodiscus sinensis (Chinese soft-shelled turtle) is the source of this 8482-nucleotide messenger RNA. Lineage: Eukaryota; Metazoa; Chordata; Testudines; Trionychidae. The record is from RefSeq and is a predicted model, not a curated record.
GCAAGAGGGGGCUGCUGCUGCUCCUGGUUCCCCAGGCUCCUGGGAGUAGGAGGAGGAGCCGGACGCUCUGCUUGGAGCCAGGCUCCCGCCUCCCCCUGCCCCCCGCGGCCCCGUGGGAAGGCUGCCAGCCGCGGUGCCGGGUCUGGGGCGCCAGGGGCAGCCUCUUGCCCCAAGCCCGGGGGACACUGCCCCUCCCUGUCUGGGCCACGUGCCUUUGGGCAGGGCAGCCGCUGCGGUUGGGGCUUUUCUGCCAGGGGUGCAUGGGGGGGCCCAAGCCAGGGGUCCCCUGGAGUCUGGGCCUGCGUUCCCCCAGGCAGCAGAUGGAGCUGGAAAAGCUGUUCUGGGGGGCACAGGGGGCGGGAGGUGGGAGCAGCCGGAGGAAACGCAAUGUCAACACCAGUCCUCAGUUCCAGCCGCCCACCUACCAGGUGUCGGUGCCAGAGAACAGGCCAGCCGGCACCCCAGUGAUCUUGCUGCAGGCCACUGACCCGGAUGAGGGCGAGGCAGGCCGGCUGCACUACUCCAUGGAUGCACUCUUCGACAGCCGCUCCAACAGCUUCUUCGCCAUGGACCCCCGCAGCGGGGCUGUGAGCACGGCCGAGGAGCUGGACCGUGAGACCAAAAGCACCCAUGUCUUUCGGGUGACGGCCGUGGACCACGGUACCCCCCGGCGCACGGCCCUGGCCACACUCACCAUCCUGGUGAGUGACACCAAUGACCACGACCCCAUCUUCGAGCAGCAGGAGUACAAGGAGAGCGUCCGGGAGAACCUGGAGAUCGGCUACGAGGUGCUGACGGUCAGGGCCACUGACGGCGAUGCCAGCGCCAAUGCCAACAUCCUCUACCGGCUUCUCAAUGGUGAUGGGGCCAAUGAAGCUUUCGAGAUUGACCCCCGCUCCGGAGUCAUCCGCACCAAGGGGCUGGUGGACAGGGAGGCUGUGGAAUCCUACCAGCUCCUGGUGGAGGCCAGUGACCAGGGCAAGGACCCAGGGCCCCGCAGCACCACGGCCACAGUCCACAUUGCUGUGGAGGAUGACAAUGACAACGUGCCGCAGUUCAGCGAAAAGCGCUACGUGGCCCAGGUGCCCGAGGACAUUGCCGUCGGCUCCCACGUGUUGCGGGUGACGGCCACGGACCAGGACAAAGGCAGCAAUGCUUUGGUGCACUACAGCAUCAUGAGCGGGAACACGCGGGGCCAGUUCUACAUCGACGCCCAGACGGGCAGCAUCGACGUGGUGAGCCAGCUGGAUUACGAGCUGAGCAAGGAGUACACGCUCCGAAUCCGGGCUCAGGAUGGGGGGCGGCCCCCGCUGUCCAACAUCAGUGGGCUGGUCACCAUCCAGGUCCUGGACGUCAAUGACAAUGCUCCCAUGUUUGUCAGCACCCCCUUCCAGGCCACAGUGCUGGAGAACGUGCCCCUGGGCUACUCGGUCCUCCACAUCCAGGCCAUCGACGCAGACUCCGGGGACAACGCCCGUCUGGAGUACACCCUGCUGGAGGCUGGCCCCAGGUUCCCCUUUGCCAUCAGCAACAGCACAGGCUGGAUUGUGGUGGCCUUGGAGCUGGACAGGGAGUCAGUGGAUUUCUAUAGCUUUGGGGUGGAGGCCCGGGCCCACGGCAGCCCCCCCAUGGCUUCCUCGGCCAGUGUCAGCAUCACCGUGCUGGACGUAAAUGACAACAACCCUGAGUUCACCCAGAAAGAAUACUCGGUGCGUCUGAACGAGGAUGCUGCUGUGGGUACCAGCGUCCUAACCAUCUCUGCCAUUGAUCGAGAUGCCAACAGUGUCAUCACCUACCAGAUAGCCAAUGGCAACACCCGCAACCGGUUCUCCAUCACCAGCCAGAGCGGCGGCGGCCUGGUCACCCUGGCGCUGCCGUUGGAUUACAAGCUGGAGCGGCAGUACCUGCUGACUAUCACGGCCUCUGACGGCACCCGGCUCGACACAGCCCAAGUGUUUGUCAAUGUGACUGAUGCCAACACCCACCGGCCAGUUUUCCAGAGCUCCCACUACGUUGGCACUACAGUGGUGCUCAUCAGUGCCACGGAUGAGGACACAGGGGAGAAUGCCCGCAUCACCUACUUCAUGGAGGACAGUAUCCCCCAAUUCCGGAUUGAUGUGGAUACAGGCGCAGUCACUACCCAGAUGGAGCUGGACUACGAGGACCAAGUGUCCUACACACUGGCCAUCACAGCCCGGGACAAUGGCAUCCCGCAGAAAUCGGACACCACCUAUUUGGAAAUCCUGGUCAAUGAUGUCAAUGACAAUGCGCCUCAGUUUCUGAGGGACACCUACCAGGGCUCUGUGUAUGAGGACGUUCCUGCCUUCACCAGUGUCCUGCAGGUCUCUGCCACCGACCGGGACUCAGGGCUCAAUGGGAGGGUGUUCUACACCUUCCAGGGAGGGGAUGACGGGGACGGGGAUUUCAUAAUUGAAUCUACCUCUGGCAUCGUGCGGACGCUGCGCCGGUUGGACCGGGAGAACGUCCCACUUUAUGAACUUCAAGCCUUUGCUGUGGACAAGGGCAUCCCAGCCUUGAGGACCCCGGUCAACGUCCACAUAGCCAUCCUGGAUGUGAACGACAACCCCCCAGUUUUCGAGCAGGAUGAGUUUGACAUCUUUGUGGCGGAGAACAGUCCCAUCGGCUUAGCGGUGGCACGGAUCACAGCCAGUGACCCAGACGAGGGCACCAAUGCCCAGGUCAUGUACCAGAUAGUGGAAGGCAACAUCCCUGAGGUCUUCCAGCUCGACAUCUUCUCUGGGGAGCUGACGGCACUGAUGGAUCUGGAUUAUGAGGCCAAGGCAGAGUAUGUCAUUGUGGUCCAGGCCACGUCGGCCCCGCUGGUGAGUCGGGCCACGGUGCACGUCCGCCUGCUGGACCAGAACGACAACCCCCCUGUGCUGAGAAACUUUGAGAUCCUCUUCAACAACUAUGUCACCAACAAGUCUAACAGCUUCCCCAGUGGGGUGAUUGGCCGCAUCCCAGCCCAUGAUCCGGACGUCUCAGACACGCUCACUUACAACUUCGAGCAGGGCAACGAGCUGAACCUGGUUGUGCUGAACCACAGCUCCGGAGAGCUGCGUCUGAGCCGGGCCCUGGAUAACAACAGGCCUCUGCAGGCUGUCAUGAGAGUGUCUGUCUCAGAUGGCAUCCACAGCGUGGCAGCCCAGUGCACCCUGCAGGUGACCAUCAUCACGGACGAGAUGCUGACCAACAGCAUCACGCUGCGCCUGGAGAACAUGUCUCAGGAGCGCUUCCUCUCGCCGCGCCUGGCACGCUUCCUGCAGGGGGUGGCAUCCCAACUGGGGCCCCACGGCAUGUGCUGUGGGGCGGGGGCGGUGUGGUGCUGGCAACGCCUGACGACCACCCCUGCUGCAGGAGAGCACUGCGAGGUGAACACCCACCUGGGCCGCUGCCUGCCCGGCGUCUGCAGGAACGGAGGCACGUGCACCAACCUGCUGGUGGGCGGCUUCAAGUGCGACUGCCCCUCGGGGGGCUACGAGAAGCCGUUCUGCGAGAUGGGCACCCGCAGCUUCCCCGCCCCCUCAAAUUUGAACCUUGACACAAACCAGUGGACUCCUGCCUGGCUCUGGGAGGUUGGGUUCGCUGUGCUGGGGGUGAUGAGGGCAGGGUCUCCAGGGUGUGCUGGGGGUGAUGUGGCUCAUGUCUCCUCCUUGGGCAGGUUCGCCACCAAGGAGCGGAACGGGCUGCUCCUGUACAACGGGCGUUUCAAUGAGAAGCACGACUUCGUGGCCUUGGAGAUCGUCCAUGAGCAGAUCCAGCUCACCUUCUCAGCAGGCGAGUCAACCACCACGGUGUCGCCGUCCGUGCCAGGUGGCGUGAGCGACGGGCAGUGGCACACAGUCCGGCUGCAGUACUACAACAAGCCUCUCAUUGGCAAGUCAGGGGUGCCACAGGGGCCCUCGGAGCAGAAGGUGGCCACGGUAACGGUGGACGACUGCGACACGGCCGUGGCCCUGAAGUUCGGGGAGUUGCUGGGGAACUAUUCCUGCUCCGCACAGGGGACGCAGUCGGGCACCAAGAAGUCCCUGGAUUUGACUGGCCCCCUGCUUCUAGGUGGGGUUCCCGACCUGCCGGAGAAUUUCCCUGUGCGGAGCCGGCACUUCAUGGGCUGCAUGAGAAACCUGAUGAUUGACAACCGACAGCUGGACAUGGCUGACUUCAUCUCCAACAAUGGCACCGUGCCUGGUGUGUGCCAGGUGGCUGAGACAGGAGCUGGGGGGCUGUGCUGAGGCUCUGAGGCAGGAGCUGGGGAGCUGUUGCUGGGCUUCUGGGGCAAGGCCUGCAGGCAGGAAAUGGCAAAUCCCCAGCGGUUCCUGGGCAGCAGCCUUGUGGCCUGGAGUAACCCAGCCCUCAGCAUCACGCUGCCCUGGCACAUUGGGCUCAUGUUCCGCACCCGGCAGGCCAGCAGCAUCCUCCUGCGGGCCUCGGCUGGGCAGCUCUCCACCAUCACCCUGCAGGUGGGUGCCACGUGGGCACAGGGGGCAAUCGCCUGGCUGGGGCAUGCGUGGGGGGGCAUUGUCCAGCAAGUGGGCCAUGUGGGGGGACGGGGCAUUAUCCAGCAGGCGGGUGCCACGUGGGCACAGGGGCUGGGCACUGGGACAUUGCAUCAUCUCCUUCUUGCCUCAGGUUACUACGGAGACAGUUGUGCCCAUGUGUGCACCCUCAACCCCUGUGAGCACCAGGCCACGUGCACUCGCAAGCCCAGCGCCCUACAUGGCUACACCUGCGAAUGUCCUUCCAGCUACUUUGGUCCCUACUGUGAAAACAAGAUUGACCAGCCGUGCCCACGGGGAUGGUGGGGGCAUCCCAUGUGUGGCCCCUGUAACUGUGAUGUUGGCAAAGGCUUCGACCCUGACUGCAACAAAACCAGUGGGGAGUGCCGCUGCAGGGAGAACCACUACUGCCCGCUGGCCAGCGACUCCUGCCUGCUAUGUGACUGCUACCCCACGGGCUCCCUGGCACGGCUCUGCGACCCCGAGACAGGGCAGUGCCAGUGUAAGCCAGGGGUCAUCGGGCGGCGCUGCGACCGCUGUGAUAACCCCUUCGCUGAGGUCACCGCCAAUGGCUGCGAAGUGAAUUACGACAGCUGCCCCCGUGCCAUCGAAGCCGACAUCUGGUGGCCCCGCACCCGCUUUGGGCUGCCCGCCGCGUCGCCCUGCCCCCGAGGAUCCUUUGGCACUGCAGUGCGGCACUGUGACGAGCACAAGGGCUGGCUGGCUCCCAACCUCUUCAACUGCACCUCGCUGCCCUUUGCCCAGCUCCGGAGCCUGGUGGAGCGGCUGCUCCGGAAUGAAUCCCUCCUGGCCCCGGGGCUGGCGCAGUGGGCGGCGCUGCAGCUGCACAAUGCCACCCAACACACAAGCAGUUACUUCGGCAGCGACGUGCGGGUGGCAUACCAGCUCUGCGCACUCCUCCUGCAGCACGAGAGCCAGCAGCAGGGCUUCGGCCUGGCCGCCACGCAGGACGUCCACUUCACUGAGAACCUGCUGCGGGUGGGCAGUGCCCUGCUGGAGCCCAGCAACAAGCGCCACUGGGAGCUGAUCCAGCAGACCGAGGGCGGCACGGCCUGGCUGCUGAAGCGCUACGAGGAUUACGCCAGUACCCUGGCCCGGAACCUGCGCCAGACCUACCUGAGCCCCUUCACCAUCGUCACGCCCAACAUCGUCAUCUCCGUGGUGCGGCUGGACAAGGUGAACUUCGCAGGGGCCAAGCUGCCCCAUUACGAAGCGCUGCGGGGCGAGAAGCCUGUGGACCUGGAAACCACCGUUAUCCUGCCCGAAACCGUCUUCCAGGCCCCCCGGGACAAACAGCCCCCCCCGGGCAGUGCCAAGCAGCCCCCCAGCUCGGUGGAGGAGGAGCUGGCACUGGGGCAGAAGAGGCAUAAGAGGCACCCGGAGCUGAGCAAGGACCAGGCUGUGGCCAGUGGCAUUUUCGCGGAGGGUGCGGAGGAGCAAGAGCCAGGUGAUGGGGAAGGGGCCGUGGGGCUGGGCAGCCUCCUGCUCACCUGCCUGGUGCUGGCCGGCCUGCGGAGCCUGCGCGCCAACCAGCACAGCAUCCGCAAGAACGCCGCCUCUGCCCUCUUCCUCGCCGAGCUCGUCUUCCUGCUGGGCAUCAACCAGGCCGAUGCCCCCUUUGCCUGUACGGUCAUUGCCAUCCUGCUGCACUUCUUCUACAUGGGCACCUUCUCCUGGCUCCUGCUGGAGGCGCUGCACCUCUACCGCAUGCUGACCGAGGUGCGGGACAUCGACCACAGCCCCAUGCGCUUCUACUACGUGCUGGGCUGGGGGGUGCCAGCCUUCAUCACGGGGCUGGCCGUGGGGCUGGACCCCGAGGGCUACGGGAACCCUGACUUCUGCUGGCUCUCCAUCUAUGACACGCUGCUUUGGAGCUUUGCUGGGCCCAUCGCUGCCGCUGUCUCGACCAGCCUCUUCCUCCCCAUCCUGGCCACCAAAGCUGCCUGCCUGGCCCAGGAGCGGGGCUUCGAGAAGAAGGGCCCUGUGUGAGUCUGACCGCCCAGCGCCCUGCUCCAGGAGCCUGGGGAUGUUUUCAGAGCAGCUGUUCUGAGCUCUGACCUGCCUUUGGCCUUCCCCCAGGGCCCCUUCAUCUUUUUCACUUGCAUCGUCUUCAACAAGGACGUGAGGAAGGCCCUGCAGUUCGGCUGCAGCAAGCGGUACAGCACAGACCCUGCGCUCACCACCAAGUCCACCCUGACCGCGGCCUACAGCUGCAACAACACCUACGUGGCUGGCCGGCUUUACCACAUGCCCUUUGGGGCAUCCACGGGCUCCCUGCACAGCACCACCCACUCGGGCAAGAGCCAGCACAGCUACAUGCCCUUUGUGCUCAGGGAGGAGUCCGGGCAGAAGAGCUGCCAGGUCAGCGGGCAGACGGAUCCCAGUUCCCUUUUCCUGGAGGCCCCGGAUCAGCCUAACGAGCACGACACGGACUCGGACAGCGACCUGUCCCUGGAGGACGACCAGAGCGGGUCCUAUGCCUCCACCCAUUCCUCGGAGAGCGAAGAGGAGUUCCCGGGCGGACCCUGCUGGGACAGCCUGCUGGGCCUCUCCAGAGCAGAGAACCUGCCAAGCCACGGCAAGCCCUACUGGCCCGGGGAGUUCGUGACCACGGCCAGCGAGAGCGAUGGGCAUGCGGGUCCCGAGAAGCUGAGGGUGGAGCCAGCCACGGGGCAGGUGCGGCUGGGCCAUGCAGAGGAGACAGUCAGGGAGAAUGGGGACGCCCUGGACAAGAAUAUGCUGAUGUCACUGCCCCACCCUGCCGCCCAGCCCCGCCAGACACUGCAGGAGCAGCUCAAUGGGGUGACGCCCAUCACCAUGAGCAUCAAGGCCGGCACAGCGGAUGAGGACUCCUCCGGCUCCGAAUUUCUGUUCUUUAAUUUCCUCCAUUAACAUGGCUCUGCCGCCCGCCUGGCCAGCCUGCUGGGGGCCUGUCUGCUCAUGACCAUACAUCCGUGUGUUUGUUCCCCCCCUUCUCGGUGUGUCACUGAGCAGGAGUGACGAGACCUCCAUCUGAGGGCCCCUGCCCAGGGAUCAACCGCCAGCUGACGGGGACCCGCCAUCCCAGGGACCAGCUGCCAGUGGGGCCUGCCACUGAGGGCACAAGCUGCACAGGUGCCCCCACAGGCCCUCCAGCAGGAGCGGGAGGACCCAAUGUGCCUUCUCCACCCCUCAGGUUUUUGUGCUCAAUGCAGACCCCUGCGGGCUGGUGCUGAGCAGGGCAGGGCCAGCCCCACGGAUGGACGGGAAGAGCUGCUGAAUGCGCUGAGCCCUGCUGACCACUGCUCCGCACACGGCUCGCCGGAGGGCACCGCGUGGCGCUGCCAAUGGACCUAGCAGUGGGCUGGUGGCUGCUGACGGAUGAGCACUGACUCCAUUGCUGCUGGUUGCUCCUAUUGCCCCCCCCCCAGGCCUGGAGUGAGCCCACGGCCCUGCUGGGGGUAUUCCCUUUGCAGCCUUAAAACCACCCAGGACUGGGCUGCCUGGCAGACUCCGGGGCUCUCCGCAUGACUACAUGUGGGAAGGAGCUGGGCUGGGCUGGCCCCAGUGCAAGGCUGAGCUUGUCUGCGUCUUCAGCUGGCCCAUGGCCUCCAGCAUGUCUGGGCAGCAUCACAGGGCACCCCGGGGGCUGGGGCAGCCCUGUUCUGCACCCACUCUGGGAGGCACCCGCACUGCCCCAGGGGCAGGAGAUGCCCAAGGCUGCUAUAGGCUCAAGCCCUUAGUGCUGGCUAUGCUGGGAGGGCGGCCGGGCCCCCAGCAGCAGCACCAGAAGUGGGGGGGAGGCGAGACCCCUGUGGGUGUCCUGGCACAGUUGCUAUUUUGUACAGCACUUGCUACAAUGGGGAGUGUGAGCGAGGGGCGCCCCUGCCACCAGGCCAGGGCCCUGCCACACCUAGACCCCCACCCGCUCAGCUCCUGCACUGGCCCAGCCCGGCCCCGCCCCA